AUGAACAAAUUAGCAGGUAUGCGGCAUUGGUCUGAGAGGAUGGGCCCUGGAUUUGGCAUGUCCAGGCCAAAUAUGAACAUGACGGCCAUAACACCGCAACACAAGGCCGCCCACGGAUCGUCCCCAAUUCUCUCGCCCACCGCCGCCGAGACACCCAUACACUACUCCUUCAAUGUGCCCUUUGCUUCCGACCUCGCUGGACCCAACGUCGAGGACAUCCUGUAUGCGACGGAACGAGCUGUCGAGCGAUGGACGCACUCUGCAGACGCGCCGGACGAUGUCCCCAUUCACGAGCUUCCCGUGCACCGAGAGAACGUUGCAAACUUGAGGAACAUCUGCAGAGAUCUCACCAACGGCGUUUUACCCAUAGAAGCAUAUGUCACAUCGUCCAUACCGAAGAGAGUGAAAGGUCAGGUUACAAAUGUCUGUCUUUCGGGAACCUCGGAACUCGUUCACAAGAGCAGGGAGACCAUUCUGAAUGAGACUCCACUGGCAUUGCGAUGUACUGUUGUUGAUGUUGACGGCGAACUCGUCAUCGACUCCGCUCAGACGGCACUAAAAGCGAAUGUCGUAUCACAUCUCGACGAUAUUGCAAAAUUCUGCGGAGUCGAUAUUUUCCUGUUAGGACCGAAAUUCGCCUCCCUGGGAGAGACUCAGAAUGGAAAUGGAGAUGCUGGACGAGAUCAGAGAUGGAGAAUUGCUGUGUACGGAGAUAUGGAGAGUGCGGAGCAUGCAAAGACCAGGGUCUUGAUUUUCAUUGACAAGCUGCUUGGUCGUAUUGUCGAUGGAACCUUGCUCGAGCUUUCCCUCCAUACGGUGGUUUGUGGCCGUUCUCGAAAGAACAUCAAGCUCAUCGAGUCCACAACCGGCACGGCCAUCUAUUUCCCACCACCAUUCUCCCAAGUAUAUCGAUACUGCCCUGUAGGUGCUGAACGACGAAAUCCCGAGGAGAUUUUCAUCACUGGAGAGACUCCACAGAACAUCGCCAUGGCAAAGCAAAAGAUUCACGAGCUGGUCACCCGAACUAGGAUCUUCAUGAAGGAUGCCGUAGUUGCUGCCCCGAAGAUUGACAGCAUCUUGCUAGGAAGAUUGGAUAAGGUCCGCAAGAUCAUGGAAACAAACGGCACUUUUAUCCAGUUUCCGGCACUGGCAUCUCAACGCAAUAUGAUCCGAAUCCAGGGUGUCGAAGGUCUUCAUGUCGAGCGGACUGUGCGGGAUGUCAUGUCACUGACCGGUCAAUUCUACAGUGCUUCUUGGUGGAUUCAGCAAGCAAACUCGACACGUCUACCAUCUCCAAGUGAGAUCCGAACCAUGCUUUCGGACAUCUGUGCCAACUCCGAUGCCGAUGUGCAAUUUGACAAGCUUACUUUCAGUAUCACUGGGUCCGACGACGCUGUCAAGAUGGCAUUAAUGGUUAUCUCUCACAUCAAGUUUGUCACCAGCGCUCAAUACCAGAUCAGAGUCAAGAUUGAGCUUGCCAAUGAGCAUAAGGAAUUUGUCAGUGGCAAGAAAAAUGGCAAGAUUAACAAGAUCAUGGGCCAAAGCAGUGUUCAGAUCAUUUUCGACGGCUUCAACGAGUACAAUUUCAACAUCGACGUCUGCGGUGCAAACUACGAAGCUAUGAAGUCUGGACUGAUGCUUGUUGAGCAAGAAAUGCCAGCCUCGAUCUCGUUUCAUGUCCCGGACCAGUAUCACAAGCGUAUCAUUGGUAUUGGAGGUCAACACAUUCAACGCAUCAUGAAGAAGCACUCCGUCUUUGUCAAGUUCUCUAAUGCUAUGGACCGUGGUGGUGUGGGCCGAGAAGAUGAUGAUAUCAAGGUUGACAAUGUUAUCUGCCGAACUCCUGCACGCAAUGCCCAGAAUUUGGAACUUGUCAAGUCCGAGAUCUUGGACAUGGUUGAUCGAGUCGACUCCGAAUUCACAACCCAAAUUGUCAACGUUGAUCGAUUGUACCAUCGACAGCUCAUUGCCCGUCUUGGCCAGCUCGAAGAAUUGGAGAAGAAGUGGAACUGCAAGAUCAUAUUUCCCAGCACCGAACAAGCCAGCGACGAUGUUACCAUUUCUGGUCCUGAAUGGCAGGUUCCUCACUGCGUCGACGAGUUCUUGGGCAUGGUUCCUGAUGAGCAUGAGCUUGUUCUGGCUUCUACUCCUGACCUGGUCAAGUUCCUCAACUCUAAGCAGUUCAAAAAUGACCUGGUCUCCAAGCUCAAGGCACAAUAUGUGGUGGAGGUACAAGUCCGAGAGGAUCCCAACGAAAAGACAGAAGAAGAUGGACCUACCAUCACUCUCCUUUGGAGCUUCACACGAAAUAAUGCUGGUGGGGUCAGAGAUGCUAUUGACUUCCUGACCUCCAAUCUUGCUUCUGCCGGCAUUGAGACCACGACUGUGAAAGGAGCCAUUCCACGACCAAAGUCGGAUUCUUUCGAGGAGUCUCUUCAAUUCUUUGACUCGAAGCUUCUUCAACAUGCUCCAGCUCCUGUCUCAACAGAUUCUCCCACCAAGUCCUCUUUCGGUGACGAUGUUGCUCGCGAGCGCAGCACCAUCUUUGACAAACUUCGUAAGCCUGGUAGCAUGUCUUCUAUUUCUUCCUUCUUGGAUCGCCGCAAGAAUAGCUCUCAAUCACCAGCUGGUUCGUUCUUCAAGAAUGGUUCUAGCAAUGUAUCGAAGUCAUCCCUGAUCUCGAUCGAGUCCACCCGGAGCUUUAAUGCUGACCGCAACCCAUGGAACGACAGUGGUGUGAACUUGCCGGACGACGACUCCACUCCAUGGCCUACAACCCGCCAUUUUGGGAAUGGCAGCGGUAGCAGUAACGAUCAUAAGCCUUCUCAACUCCAGCAUCCAGGAGAUGCAACGCCGAGACAUUCAAUGCGAGCAUCGACCGACAGUGGUCGUCCCUCCACUUCUCAUUCAACCAACUCAGGAUACCCAGGCCCUAUUGGCCCUCCGCGUUCUUAA
Molecule: messenger RNA, 2955 nt
Organism: Mollisia scopiformis
Lineage: Eukaryota; Fungi; Ascomycota; Leotiomycetes; Helotiales; Mollisiaceae
Exons: 4
Coding region: 1-2955 (984 amino acids)
Biological process (GO): nuclear division
Cellular component (GO): cytoplasm; nucleus
Molecular function (GO): mRNA binding
Source: RefSeq, a predicted model, not a curated record